CGCGCGUGCGUGCGUGCGAAGCCCCGGGCUCCGCCAUUUGCGCCGCGCGCUGGGGGGCUUGUGUUCGGCUCGGCGCGGUGUUGUGUCGGUGCAGUGUCGGUGCUCUGUGCGGCGCGGCCAUGACGGGGCGCCGUGCUGCCGGGGCCAGCUCGUCCCGGCGCGCGUGAACACAGCGUCUCUCGCCCGCUGCGGGGAGAAGAUCCACACACACACGCCGGCCCGUAGCGCGAUCAUAAGGUGUGACCGCGGUGAUGCCGCCAGAAGCCCUGUGAUAUGGUCACCAUGAGCUCUGAGCGGUCCUCCGGCCGGCGCAAGGCGGACACCAGCAAUGGCGGCCAGGCGGGGGCGGGGGCGGGGGCGGGGGCGGGGCCGUCCCACCCCUCCCAGGCUCCGCCCAGCACGGAGGACACCCCCAACCACCUCGUCUACAAGAAGAUGGAACAGAUCAUCGAGAAAAUGCAAGAUGAAACAUCAGGUGUGCCUGUGAAGACUGUGAAAAGCUUCAUGUCGAAAAUCCCGUCUGUCUUCACAGGAGCUGACCUCAUUGCCUGGAUGAUGAAAAACUUAGACGUUGAGGAUCAAGGUAACAAUACGGAGGCACUGCACUUGGCACACCUGAUGGCGGCCCACGGUUACUUCUUCCCCAUUGACGACCACAUGCUGACCGUGAAGAACGACAACACUUUCUACAGGUUCCAGACUCCGUAUUUCUGGCCUUCGAACUGCUGGGAACCGGAGAAUACAGACUACGCGGUGUACCUCUGCAAGCGCACGAUGCAGAACAAGACGCGACUGGAGCUGGCCGACUACGAGGCAGAGAACCUGGCUAGGCUGCAGAAGAUGUUCUCCCGCAAGUGGGAGUUCAUCUUCAUGCAGGCGGAGGCACAGAGUAAAGUGGACAAGAAGCGCGACAAGCUGGAACGCAAGGUGCUGGACAGCCAGGAGCGUGCCUUUUGGGAUGUGCACCGGCCCAUGCCCGGGUGCGUGAACACCACGGAGCUGGACAUCAAGAAGGCGUGCCGCAUGAACAAGCCGACCCGCCUGGGCGGAGGGGGCCGGCCGCUGCAGCUGGGGCAGUCCGCCUCGCAGGGGGAGCUCGUCACGCCCGUCGACACCAUCCGCAAGCACAUCGCCAUGCUGAGCCAGCGCCUCGACCGCCGCAACUUCAAGGUCUCCAAGGUCGCCGAGUCGUACAUUGCGUACUUCGAGCAGUACGUGGAGUAUGAUUACUUCUUCACAGCGCCGGAGAUGGCUAACCCAUGGGUUGCAGACAACCCGGAGUUCUGGGAGCUAGAGAGGAAUGCGAAGGAGAUCCCAGCGCGCCGUGUCAAGCGCUGGGCGUUCAGCCUGCAAGAGCUGCUGCAGGACCCCGUGGGGCGAGAGCACUUCAUCCGCUUCCUCGACAAGGAGUUCAGCGGCGAGAACCUCAAGUUCUGGGAGGCGGUGCAGGAGCUGAAGGCCUUGCCCCAGAAGGACGUGUGGCACCGCGCGGACGAGAUAUGGGCAGAGUUCCUGGCUCCGGACGCCAGCUGCCCCAUCAACGUUGACUCCCACUCCUACGAGAUCACCAAGCGCAACAUGGACAGUCCGGACCGCUGGAGCUUUGACGUUGCUGCGGCUCACGUGUACCAUUUAAUGAAGAGCGACAGCUACUCCAGGUACCUGCGCUCAGAAAUGUAUAAAGAUUUCCUCAACGGGUCGAAGAAAAAGACAUCGGUGAAGGGAAUUCGAUCCAUCGUGUCCUUCUCUGCCCGCAAAGAGACGGCCACGUCCUAGUCAAACCAGUGUGUCAACGACAGACUCUUCCGGGGGGCAGCACAUGCCUGGACAAACAAACUUCAGACUUCACGAGAGCUUAUUUAUAAUUCUACCUUUUCGUCGUAUCGUAGCAGGAAGGAGAAGUAUCUCCGAGUCGGGCCCCACCGGCCACCAAAUGGCCGCAUCGUGCCGUGUAACUGUGUGUCUCCCGCCCUUUUCAAGUAGGAGUCUCUCCCCACCUUUUCCUCAUUGCUGUCGGCCAUGCCACCUGGCCUCUCGCUUCUGCUGAUGAGUUCUCGAGAGCAUCCUGCGCGUCAAGAGGUUGAACAACAGGUUAAACCUCCGGAUGUCUCCGCUAGAAAGUAAUCAUCUCAUAAAGAUGAGACUUUAAAAUUUCAAAGACAACUCAUACUAGGUAAAAAUAAGAUUUCUACUUCUCAUGUGGGUUGUCAACUUCUCUUAAACAUUCAAGACAAAAUGUAAUGUUGCAAAUAACACAUGCAGCCUGGAUGUCAGAUGUAAAUACAUUUCCUUAAAUAGUUUUCAUUAAGAGCAUUCAGGAAUAAAAAUUGUUACCUACUACAAUGCAAGCAACCUUUAAUUAUAUGUGUGUUGCAUUAGCAACCAACCAGUUAACUGCAUUUACUGUAGUUUGUUGUUAUGCAAAAUCAUGUCUGUUGUGCUACAUCUACCAUUCAGGACAAUCAAAUAGAAAUAUUUAUCUUGUAGGAAUCUUGGUUACUCUGUCCACCCUGUGUUUAGUUCAGAACUUGACAUGAUACUGUACUUAAUAUUGUGUGAAAUAAGGGAACUGAGGGUAUGACUGAUAUAUAUUUUAACUGUCAUAUAAGGAAUACCGUGUUCAAGUAUUUUUUAAAACUUUAAGAUAGCUAUAUUUAUUAUUUUUUAAAUUGUUUUUUUAUACAUUUUCAUUAUUAAUUUUCUUAAGUGCAUUUAGUGUAGCUUCUUAUAACUGAGACUGAAACCUUAUUGCUUAAUAGAAUUUAUUUUAUAUUUAAAAUUGUUAUUUUUAAUUUAUAAAACAAGAACAAGACGUAGGGUUCCUGGAGGACUGCCAAUGUAUUCCAGCCUACGUGACUAUCAGCGAGCACCACCAACAAACACCAAAACUGCUAGAACAGCUGAAACAAGUAGCCAGGUGUCUUGAGCCAGUUUUUAAAUUAGAAUAUAUGUGGUUUCAGAACUUUAAGAUAUGUACAUCAUGUGUGCACAUGGGUGAGAUGUAGUGUGUAGAAGUUGUUACCCGAAUGUGUUAGGGAAAUGCUCAAUAGUUUAUCACAUUGAUUUUUUGUUUCCUCUGCCAUCCAGCGAUGUAACACUGUUCGACACUCAUCUCAGAGCAUGGUGGAGUUGUAACCACAGCUAUAACAUGAAAUGUUUGCAAACAUUGAAUGUUUGUCAAAGGAACAGACUGGAUAGUGUGAUCUAAUCAGUACGUACUUGAGCAAGAAACUGCUAUAGUUAACUUAGUCAAUGCCAUUACUAUCAUGUCAGAACACAAUUUAAGGCAAUGCUGUAGUACUUAGUCUGCAUUGACCGAGUGAGCUGUAACUUCAAUUCUUAGUUUACAUCAUGGUUUUUAUAAAUUAAGAGUUGUAAAAUCAAAAAAUAAUGAAAAAUUUCUAUCUGAUUUUAACUUUUACAUCGGUUGUAUUAAUUUGUUUUGUUUUAAUGAUUUCACUUGGAGUGGAAUAGAUCAGGAUUAUGUUUGACGAAUUAAGUCAAAACAGUCUUUCUCCUCACAUGGUAAUCUGAAUAGAACUGGUAAAUGUCUGGAUCUGAAAAUUGUACCGAAAGCUGCUUAUAAGUAGGGGCAUGGAUUUUUCAUGAAAUAAUCGGAUCACUCAUUAGACUGCAAUAAAUUAUGCCCGCGCUAGCGAUUGUUCCCUUGUAAUUGGUGGCCAUAUGCAAGAGAAGGCACACCUAUUUGGCCGGGCCAUUCGGGACAUUUUUGCUUCCACACAGGAUGGCUAUGAUUGGGUGCUGGUACUAGACAUGUUCUUGAAACAAACCCAGUCAACCACAAAACACAGAAAAUGCUACAAAGUUUUAACACACAGCUGGGGCCCUAUUCUUGAUGCUAUCGGAAUAAUUACGCUGGCGGAACUCAAGGUUCAUUCCGACAGACAGCUAAAUGUAUAUUCUUGUAACUGCAAUAGCGGCUAUCGGAAUCAACAUUGUCACGUGAUGAAAAGUCUCUAUGGAAGUGGGGCAACGUUGCUUUUAGUGUUGACGUCACUGGUAGAAGUCCAAUCACAAUAAGGAAAGCAGCAUUUCUCAUGAAAGUGUGUUAUUUUUCCAUUCUAUUUAUCUCUAUAAUUUCUUUUACUGUUUACAACCCAAUUUUCUCGGUUAUUUAUUUCUGUCUCUUUUGAUGAAUGUGGAAGUAAUCUGUAUGAAUAUAUAAAUAAUAAUUAAAAAUGAGUUGUAAAGUUAUGCCCAAGAAAGAAAAAAUUCUGACUUUUAUGAAAAAAAUCUGUUUUAAGCAGGGAAAAAUACUAUUGUGUUAUGCAAAUGUCACUUUAUUACUUGUGGGCAAAAGUACAAACAAAUAUUUACAAAAAUGUUUACAGAUUCAUGUUUAUUUAGCAGUUAAAAAAUUCUUAUCACUUAAAAAGAUGCCUUUUUUAGUCUAUAGUUUCUGCUAAAUUGGAUCCAACUCGUGUCAUAUUUUUGUAUACCUAUACUUUGAGGUGAAAAUAAAUUUUAUGCACUGUUUCUUGGUGCAAUGAAUCAUUUAUGAAUGUGUACGUUAAAAUUUUUAAAAUCACUGCAAAUCAUUACAAAAUGUUCACUUUUAUGGACAGCUAUUUGGCACUUAUUUUGGGGAGAAUUUUUUUAAUGUUUGGAGUAGAGGCUUCUUAGAAACAAUCUAUGUAAUUAUCAGAAAAUCUUUCAUCGACUAUAUUUUCUGUCGUUAUUUAUUUAAUAAUACUUGUGUGGGUUUUUAUUGGAGUAUUUUUUCAACUAUAUUUUCCACAUGUGUGUACCUGCAUGGUAGGUAUACUGGCUAAGUCUGCAAGAUAGGAAGGGGAUAAAAGGAUAAACUUUAUUUUCACAAUCAAUUGUAACUGAGCGAAAUUCAUUUAUAAAUGGACUCAUUCUGACUGCAUGUAAAUUCCUGAAUAGAUGUACUUUUUACGAAUAAAAUGAGCAUAGCCUUUAUUAGGUUACCACUCUAGUUCUGAUCCAAUCAAAACGUGACACAUUUUUUUAGUAUUUAGUGUAAAAGACGAAUUACGUUAUACGGAAACUAUGUAAUAGUACUCAUGAACUAAUGUGGGGGGAACUGGGUUCGUAAGGGAUAGUACAAUUAAGUUUUAUUACAGUUUAUUAAUUACUAAUGUGCACAUUACUAAUAAAUAAUUGUACUUAAAAAUGUCCAAUCACAAAUUACUGGCACUUAAAAAUGUUUAUUCGCAAGUUAGUCAAUGUCUGUCCAGUUCUACAGUUCGCACUCCUCACUGGAGCUAAGCUCAACAGUGGUUCGCCCCUUACCUCACGCCUGUCCACACAACACAGUCUCGCGCCACUCAGCCGCACUCUUGCUCCCAUCGCUCUGUGUCGCGCCACUCUCGAGGGGGUCUCUCACCCUCUUCGCUGAUGUUGCACUUCCCUUCACUCGUGGAACUCUCCAAACUUCCGGAACUGUCGUGGGACUCCCGCAGAGGCCGGCGUCUCUGCUUAAGUACCUGUGGCGCUAUUUUUGAACCGAUGAGAGCGGCUGUGACAAGUCGCGCUAUCCCGGGCCGACCCAAUGCCUGUGAAGUCCAGAAAGACUGUGCUUAUUCAUGCCACUCCACUCGACAGCCCGUGGAAUUCCCAAGAUCGCUCAGCGAUAGAUAGUACCAAGGAAGGAUGACACAGAGGAAGAGGAGUAGGGGUGGUCAGGUCCAGUCGCGCUAAUGUGCACAUGUCAGUGGCCAUGUGAGACACCCGGGCCAGACUACCGCUGGAGGGCCCGCUCAAGUAUGUGGCUUGCGUCACGGCUCAGAUUCCCAGUUCGUAACAGUACUUACCACAAAACAUAACAAAUACGUAUCAUAUUUUUACACAGCAAAAAUUUCCAUAUUUUUCAUGUACAGUAGGUAAAAUGUUAAGUAUGCAAUAAAAAAUUUAAAUAUACCUUUCGUGACCUAAUAUUAAAGAAACUGACAUUGCCAAUCACAGAAACUAUAAUAUUCUUAGACUUUAAAUUGUACUUCAAUUACAAACUAUUACUCACGAACACACAAAUUUUUUAAGGUUGAAAUGGCAGUCGUGUUACAAUUUUUAAAUACAGUAAAUUGGAAAUAUUCUUAAACCCAUCGCAUAUGAGUUUAUAUAAAGAAUGUUUUGGUUUCCUUUGGGAAUAAAUUAAAUUUCAAUCAAAUAAUCAACAGCUCUGUAAUGGGCCUACCUACAGUAUCACGUCACAUAUUUUUAUCCGAAUAUACAUAACAUAAUAUAACAAGGUGGAUAAGUUAUUGGUGGUUUUAAAUGUAGCUGACCUAACUUAACCAACCAUCCACAAAAUUUUAAAAUAUUUCAGAACCACAACAAAGCCUCCAUUAUGAACAAAUAAAAGUUCCUAAAAACAGCAAACUCUCAAAUCUCUAUCGGAAUUGUGAUUUCACCAGCAAAGGAGGUGGUGGAACAAUUCCGACAGUUUUGUGACGUAAUUCCGAUACGUAAUUCCGCUAGCGAGUGUUCAAGAAUAGGGUUUAGCAAAUCUCCGUCUGAAUUAAGCAAUUCCGUUAGCGGAAUUAUUCUGACAGCACCAAGAAUAGUGCCUCUGGUCUGGAAAUAUUUUUGCGAAAAGUACAAGGUCCUACUUAUAAGUGAAUUGGCCCAUCUGUAGAGCAUAUUUUUCUUUAUAUAUAUGACUAUAACCAGUUUCAAAAAUCUUAAAUCAGAUUUUCAAUUUGAACUUUACAAAUACUUGAUGAUAAUGCUAUGCUGUAGUUAAGAGUACUGUAGUAUGGCCUUUCAUAUUAAAAUAAAAGUGAAAUGUAUUUUUGAAGUCCUCAGGCUGAGUCUUUGUAUUACGGCACUCUCACAAGUUCCAGUGAUGUGUCACUUCACUGGAUGAUCUGUUGCAUUUACAAAUGUGAUGUUUGCACGUUAAUUCAGAAUAGUUUAGAUGAGGAGGGUGUCGUAUCAAAAGUGUGCAUGUAAUGUACAAAAAUAGGUAUCACAAGAGAUUACAUGAUGCAGCCACUGUACCAACAAAAAUAUAUAUGUAUAGUGCAAAUUUCAGUUUAAGUUAGCUCAGGUUGGUUAUGUCAGUGUGAAUUGUUUUGUUGCUAUUAUUAAUGCCAUCAUCACUGUUAGUAACUGUCUUGUCAUUGUCAACUGCAAAUAAAAUAUUAUGUUUAACUAGAUUAAAUUGAUACAAUUUCUACAUGUAUUUAGUUUGCCUUAUGUUUUAUUAUUCCUCGGAUGAUCAACUUUAUUCCAUCUGAGUCAGCAUGGCUAGUGCACACAGUACAAUACACACAGUGACACUUCCUGAUGGUUGUCACAUAAAAUCUAUUGCCUAAAAUAAUAUUGUUUUGCAUGCAGAACAAGAAAUACAUAAAAACAUAAAUAACUAGCUAACUGAGGUACAAUAAGGAGAUGGUUUUGCUUCAGUCAUUUCAGGCUUUGUUUGAAAGUCCAUGAAGUUUCAUGCAAGUAAUGAAGUACCUUAGUCAUGCUCUCUAUAACAACAAAUUCAUCACUACAAGUCUAGCAUCUCCUGCCUCCCCCCUCCACCACAAUUCCCUUAUAUUUAGCCCUAAAAUAUAAGUCCAGGAUGUAUGUGUACGAUGUCAUUAAUAUAUGCACCAGAACAUCCCCAAACAUACAAUAAAUGAUGGAACCUUUUUUCCACCUUCAUAGAUUUUUAACUGUCCUGCAUUUUGUGCGAUUUUUUCAAGGACAGUCAGAAGUGUAAAACUGGAGUUUCACUGUACUGCAACAAUAAAGUUUUUUGCACAUCACGUAAAUUUUCUUUCAAAACAAAGUUUAUUGAAGCUAAAUGGUGAAGAACAAACCCCACAGACAAAAUAUAUAUAUUUUUUUAAGUCAACGGCAAGCCAAUGUUUUGCUAUUACGCAAGUGUGUAUUUGUAGGUACAAUGUUGGCACGACUGUUUCUAUUACAGUGAUGAUGGCAAAGUGCCAUAUUAUCCAAAUGUACUUUAGUUACUUAGCAUUUGUGUUCAAGUAUGGACUGUGUGAAUGUACGUAACAGGAUUCUUUACCAAGGAACUUUAGUGAUCGGAAACCAAUUUCUUAAAGUUUACAAAAAAUUAUACAUGUAUCUGCUGUACCAAAGACUAUUUGAAGCAAUCUUAAUAAAAUAUUUUGAUCAAUUUGUAAAAAAAAAUGAAAGUACUCCAUGUAUACAUGUAACAAACAAUUUUCCUGGUUACAAUGCUUUAUAAGUAAAAAAAAUAAAGUAGGGUUAUUUUAUUGUU
Messenger RNA from Bacillus rossius redtenbacheri, 8221 nucleotides. RefSeq names its product regulator of G-protein signaling 7 (gene RSG7). Gene Ontology annotation, biological process: regulation of G protein-coupled receptor signaling pathway; G protein-coupled receptor signaling pathway; positive regulation of GTPase activity. Gene Ontology annotation, cellular component: cytoplasm; neuron projection. The transcript is spliced from 13 exons. Gene Ontology annotation, molecular function: GTPase activator activity. The coding region runs from base 274 to 1776 and encodes 500 amino acids. NCBI's taxonomy places the organism in Eukaryota, Metazoa, Arthropoda, Insecta, Phasmatodea, Bacillidae. The record is from RefSeq and is a predicted model, not a curated record.